Messenger RNA from Mugil cephalus (flathead mullet), 2110 nucleotides. RefSeq names its product actin related protein 10 (gene actr10). Bases 136 to 1389 code for a protein of 417 amino acids. Lineage: Eukaryota; Metazoa; Chordata; Actinopteri; Mugiliformes; Mugilidae. Gene Ontology annotation, biological process: retrograde axonal transport of mitochondrion. The transcript is spliced from 13 exons. The record is from RefSeq and is a predicted model, not a curated record.
ACCCCGCCCUCUGAGUGAAGACCCCGCCCAUGCCAACAGGAAGACAACAGACGUCUGAGACGAUGCUAGUCUGCUCUUCUCGGCACUAAUAAUUACAGAUAUUAUUUUCACCCCAACGCCGAACACAUCGGUAAAAUGCCAAUAUUUGAUGGGCUGGGAAGUGGAGGAGAGAAGACUGCCAUUGUCAUUGAUUUAGGAGCAGCAUACACAAAAUGUGGCUUUGCAGGGGAAACGGGGCCCAGGUUCAUAAUACCGAGCGAGAUCCGCAAACCGGGGCAGCAGCAGGCCACCAAAGUGGUCCAGUACAACAUCAACACAGAAGAGCUUUAUGUCAUCCUCAAAGAGUUUAUCCAUAUGCUGUACUUCAGGCACCUGUUGGUGAACCCUCGCGACAGAAGAGUGGUCAUCAUCGAGUCCAUCCUCUGCCCAUCCCACUUCAGAGAGACACUCACCAAAGUUUUCUUCAAACAGUUUGAGGUCCCCUCUGUGCUUUUUGCUCCAAGUCACCUCAUGGCCGUCAUGACUUUGGGUAUCAACUCUGCGCUGGUGAUGGACUGUGGACACACGGAAACACUGGUGCUGCCUGUAUAUGAGUGUACUCCUAUUCUCCCAGCUUGGGAGGCUUUGCCUCUGGGAGGAAAGGCCAUCCAUAAGGAGUUAAAUGGACUCCUCGUGGAACAGUGCACCGUGGACACAGACACCACCACAGGGCAGAAUGUACCGGCUGUCAUUGGAACAAUUCCAGAAGAAAUUGUGGAGGAUAUUAAGGUCAGAACCUGCUUUGUCAGUGACCUGCAGAGAGGCCUCAAGAUCCAGGAAGCCAAAUUUAACCUGGACGGCACGGCGGAGCGUCCAGCUCCUCCUCCAGAUGUCGACUACCCUCUGGAUGGGGAGAAAAUCCUCCAUGUCAAAGGAUCCAUCAGGGACUCUGUGAUGGAGAUGCUGUUUGAACAGGACAAUGAAGAGAAGAGUGUGGCCUCUCUGAUACUGGACACUCUGGUCAAGUGCCCCAUUGACACUCGUAAAGUGCUCUCCGAGAACCUGGUGGUGAUCGGAGGCACGGCCAUGCUGCCCGGCUUCCUGCACCGCCUGCUGGCAGAGAUACGCCUCCUGGUGGAGAAACCCAAGUACAGCAACGUGCUGGCCAGCAAGAGCUUUCGCAUCCACGCUCCGCCUGCCAAGCCCAACUGCACUGCCUGGCUCGGAGGUGCCAUUUUUGGGGCUCUGCAGGACAUCCUAGGGAGCAGGUCGGUGUCUCGGGACUACUACAACCAGACCGGUCGCAUCCCGGACUGGUGCUGCUUGAGCUCACCUCCACCUGAAUCUCUGUACGAAGCAGGAAAGACCCCUCCUCCUCUAAUGAAGAGAGCCUUCUCCACAGAGAAAUAGACUAUACUGUAACAUAAUUAAAACAAUGUACUCCAGUUCACCAGUUCAAGGUCAGGUUAAUGCGUAAAAACACAAACAGCUUAAGACGCCUUUAUGUUGAGUUGUCAACCUUAAGUUUGAUGUGCAGAUUUCAGACCGACAGAGACUGGCCGGUUCAUUACAGUGUUUAAAUUGGAAACAGUUCCUGUUGCUAUGUGCGUCCCUGUCGCCUGUUGUAAUCUCAUUGAGCAACACCCUGAAUCUGUACGUGCUUCCACUCAAAUUCUUUUUUGUUUUGUCUGCGUGUAAACUGAAAAACAGCGCUCAGCAAAAAAGUGGAAAUUCGUCAGCAUACAUACAGAUGGUGUUGCUACAUGCUGGAGUAAACAGACUUUAUGUCACUGUAAUGUAUAAUGAAACUUUGACUCAGUUUUCAAAGAGUCUUUCAAGAGAAAGCUACCAUUUAUUUAUUGUUUGUACCCCCCCCCCCCCCACUCACACAGGCAUUCUGAGUGUUUCCUAAUUAACAUCUUCUCUGGUUUAAGUUACACCUGAGAAAACAAAUAAGGUGUAAGUUGUCCUGCCCUAACAGUUGCAUUUAGAGAGGAGAUUUAUUAUUAUUUUGUAAUCGUGCGUGUGCACACCCACACAAUACAUGUUAUGUAGGGACGUUUAAAACAAAUACAUGCAUCCGUUCUCUGUAACAAUCAUCACCACUAAUAAAUAUUCUUUUUGAAUCAGA